Molecule: messenger RNA, 5196 nt
Organism: Dreissena polymorpha
Lineage: Eukaryota; Metazoa; Mollusca; Bivalvia; Myida; Dreissenidae
Exons: 31
Coding region: 237-4559 (1440 amino acids)
Source: RefSeq, a predicted model, not a curated record
UGGGUUGACUGGGGAUUCAAAAGUCAAUUAUAAUCAUUUAUCUCUUUACCAAUUGGUCACCUUUCAAUCCUUUAAUCAACUCAUUACAAAACAUAUCAAAAUAAACCAACCGUGUACAAGUUCAUACGGAAUAUUGCGAAUGGAUUAAUUGUUGCCGCCAGUUCUGUCAGUGGACUUAAUAUCCAGUAAAACAAGAUCUGACUUUCAUUAGUUGAUUUCAUCUGUAAAGAACAAAAAUGAAGUUUUCCCUCACCAUUUUGUUGAUCGCGUUGUGUUCUCGCGACAGCACGUGCCAGACACCAUACUGCACGAGAUUUAAUAAUACAGGACCGGACUUGCCGCAACUUCCGGACCAGUACCAGACGACGAUCGAGGUGAACCUCGUGGAUAAGGGGCAGACCAUCACAGGGGCGGAGUACUAUGACGGUCCCGGAAACCAGGCCACCCUGCAGAUGCGGCAGAACAACUCUCUCUUCACGCUCGUCUAUGAUUACGAAAACGAUCAACUGUUCUAUAUUUAUGGAAACGGUACCUGUCUCACAGAGGAGUUAAGUACUGACUCGAACAAUGUGUUCUUUGGGAACCGGACCAUAGCUGGCAUGCCCCACGUUUUCAGUACCGGCGGGGUCCUCCACUUCGCAAGCACUUUCGGCGAGGAAUACAUGGGUACCGCCACAGUGAGGGGUGUGCUGGUGGACCACUGGCGGAGCUGUCAAUACUGGCCCCAGGUCAACUCGAACUUCACCCUAGACUACUACUUCUCCGCCCGCAACUGGAGUGACCCUAUCGCCAUCCCUCAGAUCCCGGUUCGAGCAGUGGCUAACGGUACCAUGGCAACGUCGGGAGGCCCCUACAGUUUCCUGCACUAUUACGACUUCAUUGAUUUUCGAUUCUCCAUCCCCGAUGACUCCACAAUAUUUGAGACCCCUAAAGGAGUCAUCUGUGCAAACCGGAAGGACGCUCAACCCGUUCCACAACUUCCGGAUUUUUUCCACUAUCGACAAGAGAUCAUCCUUCAGGGUCAAACAGCGGUUUUCCAAGCAGACGUGUGGUACGACAAAACCUACAAGUACAUCCGUUAUGACUACCGGACGCUGUCGCCGAGUCCGCCCCUCAACACGACCAACCCAAUUACAGAGAUUCACGAUUACAACUUCGGCGUGCGUUACGUGAAAGACCAGGUGACCGGGCGGUGCAUAUCCGGCGCUCUAGUCAACUCCACGUUCGACGUCUCCGAGAAGCAGACGGUGGCGAUCAAUGGUACCAACGUGUACGCCAUCCACAUGAAGAACCCCAUGGCCCUGUUCUAUCUGAAUUCCGACUACGCCUACACCGGGAAGCGGACGGCACGUGGCCUAACUUGCAAGGUCUUUACGGCACUGCGACCUGACUACGAUGCUGGUGAUGGUAGCCGUCAUUCCGCCAUCUUUGAGUACUAUUUCCUUGAUGAUCAGUAUUUCGAGGUCCCGGAUGACGGAAGUACGUAUCCGAAGGGUGUGCCCGUGUUUCUUGAAGUAACCGUCCAAGACCUCGCCAUUCACGUGAUGUACAACUUUCUGGACUUCGACGAGGGUCACCCUGACUACUCGCUCUUCGACGUUUCCUCUUGCUACUCCGAGACUGCCAAGUUGCAGUUCCAGAUCCGGUUUCCGGGCGCCUACAAAACGGGCACUUCCGGUCAACUUUUGGCCGACGCAGGAAGUGCUAUCCGCGCAGCCGCAAACGUCAAUCCGAUCCGGGUACAGGAUAUCCGCCUUGACUAUGACAACUCGCAGGUGUUUGUCUCCGGAACAAUUCUUGACAGAUCUCCAGGACUGGCCCAGUUCACCUUUCUGAGCGCCCAGGAGAUCGAGAAAAACGACGACUUCACGUUCAGUAGUAACGCCGUCCAUAACGUAACGGAGUGUGCGCAGAAGUGCGUGGGUUACUCGGAUUUCGUCUGCCAGAGUUUCGAUUUCUGCCCGCUCGAUCCGGACAGCGUGUGCCGACUGAGCAAGGCCCAUAUCGGCGACGGAGGCGUUGUCGUUAAGGCCAGCGCAUGCAAUCAUUUCUCACGGACCGUCGUGAACCCGGGGCAGAGUGAGCCUUCGCUGACCACGACGUUAGCGAUGCUCCAGAAUGCCGUCUACGGCGGUCAGAUCACCGCUGACGUCAAUAUCGAGGGGCUCGACGACCCGAUAACGUACACUGCCGUUGAUAUCCAAGUGACUUUCGGCUAUCUAACCCCUAAACCCCUUCCGACGCUGAGCGGACAGUUCUCGUACCACCUCGAGAUCACCGUGCCGCAGUACCAGCAGGUCUUCAACUCGCACAUCUAUUACGACUCGGACUUCCAGCUGGUGCGCUAUGACCUUGUGAACACACAACCAAGUCCUCCUCUCUUCACCAUCGACCCUAUAUCCACUAUACAUGAUUAUAGCUCAGGGUUGUCAUAUACACUGGACGUUGCUCAGGGCAACUGCACGAUAGCGCCCAUCGGAAACACGUCUUUUGACGUCGGCGUCACCGGAAACGCCGGCUAUGUCGUCAAGAUGAAAAGCCCCCUGGAUCUGUUUUACCUCAAUGGCUCUUACAUAUACGCCGGGCAGCAAACUAUCCGGGGUAUAUUCUGCGAUGUGUUUGAGACUGUCCGGACCGACUUCCGGUUUGGAAACAAUCCCCUCAACCAACCAGCCGUGUUCCAGUUUUAUUUUAUGUCGUCCGACUGGCACGAGCUCUCCGAGGACAGUGGGGCCCCCGUUCUGUCGCAGCCGAUAGCACUCGUGAUCAGCUCUUCAGUGGGUGGGUUCACAUUGACUUACGAUUUCUACGACUUCAGUGAACAGCAUCCGGAUCUGUCCAACUUCGACAUUCGACCUUGCUACGCUGGGCAACAACUACGGCACUUCCUUAUUAAAUUUGCAGGUAAUUAUCAUCCCACUCUGGACACGAACCUCAAGAAGUUCACAAAGAAUGUACAGCAGAUGUUGUCGUUUUACACGACGGCGUCCUUCAUACGUUUCCAAGACCCGACGAUUACGUAUUCGGACGACGGCUACGUCUAUUACCUAGCAACGAUGGUGGAACAAGCACCGUAUUUAUUGGACUUUACUAAGACCUCAAACAACGUGGCCGUCUACGACGCCGACAAGAUCAUCAGUGACGUCACGUCGCCGUUCACGUGCGCGGCGUUCUGUCGUAACGAGACGACGUUCUCGUGCGAGGGGUUUGACUACUGCCAGUCAGCCGGGAAGUGUCAGCUGAGUCAGAAACACGCCGCGCAGAGUGGCCAGGCCAUUAGACCCAGCGAUAUAUGUGAUCACUAUUCAAAGACCGUGGAUAACGUUGCCCCAGUGGAGCCUACAGUCGGUGAGGCGUUCAUCAUUCUAAAGGACGUCGUCUACGGCAUUGGCCUCAACGUCACCGUACACGAUGACGUCACGGGGCAGAACGUUGUGUACAAAGCGCUUCUAUUUGACGAGGACAUCUUGAGACCUGAUAGCACUGCCACCACAAGUACAAAUCUCGCGCACUUUAUUCCCGCGCGCCACGGUGUCAUAGUGACGUCACCAGACGCGCAACUAACGGGCGUUUCCGUGGACCAGUGCGCCGCCAGGUGUCUCUCCGAGGCGACGUUCGACUGCCAGUCGUUCGGAUACUGCUUCGACACCGGACGCUGCUACCUGAGCACUCAGCGACCGGAUCAGCGAAUGAACGUGACGCAGACGCGCAUGCCUUGCGAUUUGUACUCUCGCUCCUACGUCGACAAUUACGUCCCCUUCCCUGGACAAACGCUGCAGGCGCAAGGUGACGUCACCAUCACGGACGUGCAAUCGGUGAACUUCUGCGCAGAAAGAUGCUCCAAGAGUACCAUCGCCGAUGGGGACGGGAUCGCGUGCAAGUCUUUCGACUACUGCUAUCAGGCAAACGUGUGCAUUCUUAAAAGCAAGCAUCUCCUGGACAUGGCAUCCUCGACCCUCAAAUCGUCCGGUGGCUCGUGCUCACAUUUUUCACGUAAAUACAUCAGCGACUUUGACCAAACCACGGGCCGCGUGUUCACAACGUCCGUCGACCUACAGUUCAGCAACGUCUCAAAGGACGCAUGCGCGAAACUCUGCAUGGAGUACACAGCAGACGCUUGUCGGGCGUUCACGUACUGUAUGAGUUCGUCCGUCUGUGUGAUAACAGCGCUUGACCCGAAACUUUACCGGAACAAUAUCUCCGCGAACGCUUCCUGUGAUGUAUACACAAGGAACUACUUUUCUUCGAACUCCGGUAACACCAGUCCCCAGUCGCAACAACAAGCCUCGACACGGAUGUCAAGUGGAUACAGUGGCGGUGCGAUGGCGGGUCUCGCGUUCGCAAUGCUGAUCCCGGGCAUGGUUAUAGGUGCGGCCCUCCUCUACUUCCUGCGCACCAAGCGACUCGUGCGCGAAGAACAACUGCGCAUGGGCUUCAUCCCCAGAUUCGGAACAGGCGGCCGACGACUAAACGAGAAGAUGGACGGCGAUAUGGAGCCCAUCGAUGAUCCCCAUGACGCCCCGCCAGCACAUGUACACGCGUACGAUUCGCCGCAAUGAUAUUACCUUUUGUGAUUUACGUGUAUGGUGGUUAAUAGAUAAUUACGCUUGUUCACAAAACAAACUUUAUGUUCAAGUUUAUUUGGUUAAAGGUGAUAAAUGUUUCGGUUAAUAACGCGAUGGUUGUGAUGGUGGAUUUCGAAGAAAGACAUCAUUUUUACCGAAACUCUUUAAUAUUGAUUUCGUUCGUUCUGUUAAUGAAGAAAUUUGUGUUUUGGUUAACAGCAUUACAACAUAAAAGUAUAGAUGCGUUCUUUUGUUAAUGUUGCAGACAAUAUUUUAUGCAUUUAAAUGGUCUUUCGGUCGUUGAUAUAAUUUUUUUUUGAAACCCCAAACAUGUCCGAUAGCUGUGUUUAAUUAUAACUUAUAAAUAGUAAAGUGCCAGAUCCGAAGAUUCCGAUGCAAUAAACCGAUACAAAAAGAAACAUGUUACUCAAUUGUGGAUGAGCAUGUGAUCUGUGAUCAAGUUGCAUUUGUGAUGCAUUUGCUAUAUUAACUAAUUGUAUUAUUACUUUGACAUUAUUUUUCUAAUACAAUUAAUUGUCUAAAUUGUAUAAUAAUGUUUCAGAUGCCAUGUGCUAUGCUUGCUUAUUAUGAUGUGUGUUCGUUUAACUUGUAUUAAAAAUUUCAAUACUUU